Syngnathoides biaculeatus (alligator pipefish) is the source of this 2025-nucleotide messenger RNA. It is a transcript of the gene ankrd54, whose product is annotated as ankyrin repeat domain 54. The transcript is spliced from 8 exons. Gene Ontology annotation, molecular function: protein binding. The record is from RefSeq and is a predicted model, not a curated record. The coding region runs from base 287 to 1237 and encodes 316 amino acids. NCBI's taxonomy places the organism in Eukaryota, Metazoa, Chordata, Actinopteri, Syngnathiformes, Syngnathidae.
UACUAAUUUGGUUAGAAACGGGAAAACGCGAGACAGGGGACAUUUUGAUGUUGUGACGGGAAGAGCUACUAUUAGUAGUUUUAUGAUAAAGGAAACAUAUUAUUAUUAAUGAGGCGUUAGAUGUUCCCACGCGCCGGAAUGAAGCACAUUUCAUCGGGGUAGCUAUCACACCCAGUAUAUUCAUUUAUAUAUUAAUGGCGACAUGAUUGCAUUUUGCGCAGAGAGCAGUGUGCUAACAAAUUUGUAUAUUAAAAACAUCUCUCACAUGUCAUGAAAAUAAGUAAGGAUGGACGGGUGGGGCUCAGUCGUUGCAACAGAUAAUGACCCUUCAAGCUCCGAGGGGGAAUACACAUUGGAACCAGGGCCUGAACAUGAAACCCGAGAGGCGGAGGAAGGAGCGCAUCGGGGCUGUGUGGAGCGAAUGGACGACGGGUCCACCAAUAUCGGAUUUGGAUUAAGUGGUAUUGGAGAAAGCAAAAUGUUGUUGGGACGAGUCGGACAGAGAGACGACAAAGAACUUCGGUAUUUGCACUUAUUAUGGGAACCGGGACGAGCAGAGAUUGGACCCGGUGGCGUGACCAAUAAACUGGGAAAGAUGACUGGGAGCAGGGCUCGGCGAUUUCAAAGAGCCUCGAGGAACCCCAUUGGUAAAGAUGUGUAUGCUGUAAAAAGACUGAGAGACGCCGCAAACAGCAAUGACAUUGACACAGUUCGGAAGCUCCUGCAAGAUGACAUAGACCCAUGUGCAGCAGACGACAAGGGAAGGACGGCCUUACAUUUUUCUUCCUGCAAUGGCAAUGAAAGCAUUGUGCAAUUACUGCUGAGCUACGGCGCUGACCCCAAUCAACGUGACAGUCUGGGUAAUACCCCACUCCAUCUGGCGGCCUGUACAAACCACGUGCCUGUAAUCACCACAUUGCUAAGAGGAGGAUCCCGUGUGGACGCCCUUGACCGGGCUGGCCGGACCCCUCUGCACCUUGCACGCUCCAAACUUAACAUUCUGCAGGAAGGUGAUUCUCGUAGCUUAGAAACGCUGAGAGGAGAAGUCACACAGAUUAUUCAAAUGCUGCGGGAGUAUCUCAACCUAAUGGGGCAAAGUGAUGCUAAAGAGAAACUGGAACACAUUUCCUCCCAACUGCAACACACACGAACCAAAGAGCAAGUGGAUGAGGUGACUGAUUUACUGGCCAGCUUUACUUCACUCAGCCUUCAGAAACAGAAUUUGGGAGACAGGUAGAAGAUUAAGAAACCGGAGUCCUGCUCCUGUGAUAAAGCAUCCCUCAGAUCCUCCGACCUGAACAGUGAUUCAUACCUCUGCUCAUAAUCUGGACAGGAUUUCAGAUUCAGUCCCACUGCAAAGAAUGUCAUUCAGAGUUCCUCUAAUUCUGGAAACAACAAGUUAUUUCAUCAAAAAGGAGACAGUUUUUUUUAAAGACGAGAAUUAAAAUUGAUUUUGAGGCAUGGUGGCGCAGCUGUAGAGUGUUAGCCUCACAGUUCUGAGGACUAGGGUUCAAAUCCCGGCCUCGCCUGUGUGGAGUUUGCAUGUUCCCCCUGUGCCUGGGUGGGUUUUCUCCAGGUUCCUCCCACAAAAACAUGCAUUCAUUGGACACUCUAAAUUGCCUCCAAAUGUGAUUGUGAGUGCGACUGUUGUCUGUCUCCAUGUCGCCUGCGAUUGGUUGACAACCAGUUCAGGGUGAACCCUGCCUCCCUUCCAAUGACAGCUGGGAUUGGCUCCAGCACUCCCACGACCCUUGUGUGGAUAAGCGGUUCAGAAAUGUAUUGAUGGAUAAAGUUGAUUUUUUUCUUUUUUUUUUUUUUACCCAAAUGACUGAAGUCUGCUAAAAUAAGGGAGAAGGUUGUAGGUUUAAGAGUCUUAAAUCCUUUAAAAAAUCAUUCAUGGAAUGAAAAACUUAUGAAAUUACCGUAUACAAACUCAUCAUGCUGUACAAAUAUGUUCAUGUAUGUUUGAAUAUUCUGAAAGCAGUCCAUGUAAUGAAUUAAUAUAAAUAUUUUUUUGUGAAACAA